CCGCGAAAUUCAAGCGAUUUAGGGAACAUAAAUCUAAACCUUAUAGAAAGGAAUGUGGUGCUAACUGACAAAGGAUAAUGUGAAAGGCGAAAUAUUCGCAAAGUAGUUUAGUGCGCAAGGAUGUAGAGAAAAUGGCAUAGACAUACAAUUCACUGUGGUGUCAUAUUUGGUCAAGUGCAGUUUUCAGUGGAUUCUCGUUGUGUACAAAUGGUGCGGAUGAAUGAAUAGCGUUGGAAUUUGAUGAAAAAAAUAUUUGAUAUCCUUUGGAAGGAGUAACUCAUAAAGCAUAUAUCUGUAUUAUAUACAUAUGUAAAAAAAACGUUUUAUAUAACGCAAACGCUGGAAAAUCCCCUAAAUUGUAAAAAAUUUCGAAGUAGUGUUAUGUUCAUACAUAUAUAGUGCAGAAAAGUGUCUCUUGUGUAUAAAGUAACUUACUUUUCGCGGUUUGUCUAAACAAGCGAGUGCGUUUCCUAAUGGAAUGAAAGGAAAUCUUUUAUAUUGCUACUGUAUGUGUGCAUGUGAAAUCCAAGUGACACCCAUUGCUAUAGAAGCGAAAUUCAUGAAAAAUCGAUAUUCGCCAAAAAGGAAACGGUCAGCCGCGUUUUAGGUAUAGUGGCUAUAAGUACGCCUCCAUUUGGUACAGACGCAAAAACAAAAGCGUUGUCAAAGCAAAUUUACCAGAAAUAAUUACUUAAACAGUACAUAACAUAUUUAGGUAAACUAAAAAACCAAAAAAUCUCGCUGGAAUCAACACUAACAAGCAAAUGUUGAGAUUUAUAUGCCACUCGUGUUGUUGUCGUUUGUCCUAAAUUCCAUUAGUCGCAUGCUCAAUUAUAUAUUUUAGACUAUUAACUCGCAUACUUACGCAUAUUCUCAUAUUUAAGUGUACAUAUGUAUUAAUCCAUUAUCCUCACUGCCAUCAACGUAGAAGCUACCACGUACCACCAGUUUUCUGAUUAGCCUGAAAAUUUUGUAAAUUCAUUGUCUACUUAAACUGCCUACUUCUGUGUAUGCAUUUUUUUACAAAACGUCCUCAAUUCCUUCACUCAUUGCUACAGAUGAGUCAUGUGCGUCCAAAACUGUUCGAAUACUUUAAAGAACUUUAAAAUAACAGUGAUUUGUGCGGAUCGUAAAUCAAACUCUAUUUAGUGCCGUAUUGAAAAACGUAUAGAUAAAUAAAUGUGAAUGUGUGCUGACGAGAUUUAAAGUCCUUUCGGUUAUUAUUACAAUUAUAAUUAUUGACUUGAGACUACGUUUGGAAACAAAAUGAAGACACGUCUUGUUUCGUUAACAUACCGCGGCAGCGCCUCUGUGGAUCCGCGCUACUCCGCCGCAAUGUUGCCAUGGACCAUAAAUGAUAUUCGCUCCACAGAAAGCUACUCGAAGCUAUCCGUUGGCAUCGAAAAUGGUGUGCUCGAGUCAUAUAAUUCCGAUUUCGAAUUACAAUUCAGUCAUCCGCUCAAGCAUAUUGUCGGCAUGUGCCGCAUCGUACACAAGCAGAGCAACACGAAAAGCGCCGGCAACGGUUUCCUCCAGUUGAAAGCCUUCACCAGCAGCGGCAGCGCAGGUAGUAAUGCGAAUGGUUUGAAAUCGAACGGCACAGGUGGUGCCUUAACCACCUCCACUUCGUAUGGUUCGCUGUCCUCGAGCGCAGCACUGCGCGAACGGGAGCGCGAGCGUGAACGUGAACAGGCGGCAUUGGCCGCUGCAAAUGGCGUGGAUGGUGGUGCUAAUGAGCCAGUUAAUGGCGGAAAUGCGAAUAAUUUCAUGGAAUUUCUCGGUCCCAUCACAGGCCUCGUGUACUUGAUGAAGGAUCCGCGUGACCCGUUAUUGCAUAUUUAUCUAUUCGAAUGUGAAGCGGUUGAGGAGAUGGCCGAGCUCAUGCAUCAAAUGCGUGAUCCUGCGCACACACUUGGCGGCUCUGUGGGCAGCAUACCGCAGACCUUUGUCGCCAACGGCUCCAGCAAUGACUUGUCCAUGCAACGCGCACUCACCGGCAACGGCAUACACGCCACACCGGCCACCAAUCUCAAGCUCAGCGAAGCCGUACGCAAUGCUCAACACGAUGCUAGUCCCAAUAUUAUUUCGUCUAAGAUGAAAUCGUCUAAAUCGUAUACGCAUGGCUUGAGCAACUCAGCGGGCACCGUGCACAUUCCGACAUCUACCUCCGCGCAGAGUAAUCUGUCAUUGCUCGCCGAUAUCUCACCCAAUCACACACACUUCUUCGAAGUCAUGUAUGUGGGCAAAAUACGCGUCUCACACAAGCGCGUGCCCUUCUCAUUCAUCGAUGACGCCCUGCCCAAGUUCAAGGCGUACGACGCGCAACGUACACGUCUCAUGCAGUUGACCGCCACCGCCACGGCCAGCGCUGCAACAACGGCAGCAGCGUCUAAUCGCAAACUCUCCUUGAAUGUUGAGUCCAGCAAUGUCAAUGCGCACGCCAAUAGUAGUACCGUAACGUUCGAUCUGAAAGCCAUUUCGCUCAAAGAGAGUGAUGCUGAAGAGUCAGCGGCAGAAAUGGUUGAGGGCGCGAGCGCAGAAACAGAAGCCGAAACAUCGACGGAGACAGAAACGGAAGCUGAGCAGCAGGAUGCGAUGCCACGCAAGUCGAUGAGAGAAAGCAUUGCAGAGGAAGGCGUUACACAAAUCGUUGGGGAUGAGCAGAACACAUCAAAUAAAUCGAAUAAAUUACCAAAGCGAUUAUUGCGCGGCAUUAGUCAGACUGAACUUCCUGUGAAAAAAGACAUACCCAAGCAACGCGAUCGCUCCGCCUCGUACGGUUGUAUUCCUCCAUUUGUAGAGCAGAAUCGUACCAUGGUCUUUCUGGUGGGCCGGUCUGAUUUGCGGCUCAUCUCGCCAGAUCGCAAGCAAGUGUUGCUAUACAAGGACUUCAAGGAUGUGGCCAGCUGCGCGCAGGGACAAAAGAAUCCCGAUCAUUUCGGCAUCAUCUGUCGUGAGGUGCAUAAUGAUGGCUACAUAGGUUAUGUCUUUAAAUGUCAGUCGGAUCAUGUGUGCGACGAUAUAGUGGCGGCCAUUUCGCAAGCUUUCGUCACUUGCGCAGAACAAAAGAAAAAGGAAGCCACACAGAUCUUCUCGUGUGAACACUGUCCCAUGUUGUGGUAUCACAAACUCUGUAGCGACGUUGAAGGUUUGAGUGAGAAGAAAACACAAGCGAUGAUAUUCCGUCGCAUAGAGUCGCUUACCGACGAUGAGCAGGACAUGAUUUGGGCCAAGUACUAUGGUUCGGAGAAGACCAGCUCACCGCUGUCGGAGCAAAAUCAAUUCUUGAUGAUGCUCUUACGUGCGCAUUGUGAGUCACGUCAGCAAAGGCAUGUGCACGACACUGCUGAGAAUCGUUCAGAGUUCUUGAAUCAAUACUUGGGUGGUAGUACGAUUUUCAUGAAAGCCAAACGUUCGCUCACCAAUUCAUUUGAUCAUCUGUUGAAACGUAAAGCAUCCAAGGAUGACAUUGGCAUAGCGCAUGAUUUGCGCGAUCAUCAGAUACGUGAGAAAUCGGCCGAGCCGCAUCCGGUUAGUCGUAGUGGCAAUGAGACACCACCGGAGGGUUUCCGCUCCCGUUCGAACACGAUUGGUAGCGCAAGUCCGAGCAAACCCAAUGCAGAGCACUUGAAGAGUCCCAUGAUGGAUAUUUUCAUUAAAGUUGGCAACAGUCCCAAGGAAUCUGAAGCACAUAAAGCUUCAUGGCGUCACGCCAUUUUAAACAGCGUGGUAACACCAUCAAAGGGUAUGGAUGGCGAUGCGCAGAAUGAAUUUAUGUCACCAAUGAGAAUUACAAAACGCAUACGCGGCAAACGGUCGCGUGAGGAGCUUCGCGAUCUCUGGAAGACCGCCAUACGUCAGACCAUACUGUUGAAUCGCAUGGAAACCGAGAAUGCUAUGUUACAGGCUCGUCAAAAUGAAAAUGAGCUCAAACGCAUCAAACUCGACUAUGAAGAAAUCGUGCCAUGCGACAAACAGCUGAUCGAGCGUUGGGAGCAGAUCAUUGAACGUGACUCCAUGAAAAUCGCCAAUAAGAAGGAUCCCAAAGUGCUAGCACAAGCCAUUAAAUGUGGUGUGCCACGUUCGAAACGUGGUGAUGUUUGGACCUUCCUCGCCGAUCAGCAUUCCAUGAAUACAGCACCAGUGGAUACAAAGAAAUUCCCCAAUUUCAAUACGCCCUAUCAUACUUUGCUGAAAAAUCUCACCGAACAUCAGCAUGCCAUCUUUAUUGAUCUGGGACGCACCUUCCCUAAUCAUAAAUUCUACAAAGAUCCAUUAGGUGUAGGACAAUUGUCGCUGUUCAAUUUGCUGAAAGCCUACUCCAUACUCGAUCCAGAGCUGGGCUACUGUCAAGGUUUGGGUUUCAUAUGCGGCAUAUUGUUGUUGCAUUGCGAUGAGGCGGACGCUUUUCAAUUGCUCAAACAUCUCAUGUUUCGUCGUCAGAUGCGCACGAAAUAUUUGCCGGAUAUGAAGAAAUUCCAGUUGCAGUUGUAUCAACUAUCACGACUCGUCAAAGAUCACUUGCCUGAAUUAUACAUUUGGCUCGAUCAGAAUGACGUGUCGCCCACUCUGUAUGCCGCACCCUGGAUUCUAACUGUAUUCAGCUCACAAUUUCCGCUGGGUUUCGUGGCACGCGUUUUCGAUUUGCUUUUCCUCGAGUCAUCGGAGGUGAUUUUCAAAUUCGCCAUCGCUCUGCUGACGGUGCACAAGGACGAGUUGCUGGCCCGCGACAACUUUGAGGAAAUUAUGGAUUAUCUAAAAACGGUUGUGCCGAAAAUGGAAGCUCACACAAUGGAGAAAAUAAUGAAAUUGGUAUUCACUUUGGACGUCAGCAAGCAGCUGACCGAAUAUAAUGUGGAAUACAAUGUAUUACAAGAAGAGAUCUCAACAGCAAAUCACCACUUGGAGAUGUUGAACAGAGAGAAAACACGUAAUAUGCAUCUCGAACAGCAACUACAGUUUGCUCAAUCGUCGAUCGCCCAGUUGGAGAAGACACGCUCCUCUCAGCAAACGCAAAUCACCUCGCUGCAAACACAAGUACAAUCGCUGGAGUUGACCAUACAAACGCUGGGUCACUUUGUCACUCAAUUGGCCGAACAAAAUGUCGAGCUCGAAUUGCCCGGUGAUGUGCGACGCAUACUGCAACAGCUGGACGAUUUGGAGCGUCAGCGGCGCCGACCACACUUCACUGAACGCAAAAUUGGCAAAUCCGUGUCGGUCAAUAGUCAUUUGGGGUUUCCACUAAAAGUGUUAGAAGAGUUGAACGAAAGAGAAGAACAUGGUUCGCCACAAAAGAAGAAGGAGAAGACACCUUUUUUUGAGCACACCUACGAACAAUUGCGACAACAACGCUAUGCACAACAGCAACAAAACGCUCAAACUUCACCAACAACACAACAGCCACGAAAGUUAUUAAAUAGCGCCAGCAAUUCGCUGGACGACAACCAAUACCAAACACAAACGCAACAGCAACGGCCAAAUCGCCUACUUGACUCAGCAGACAUACAAACGAAGCCCACAGAACUCAAGUUGCCCGAUCAGUCGGAGCAGCCAUUCGAUAGCGCCAACAUUCGCAGCCCACUUGAGGUGGACAGCGGCGUGGGCACACCACUUAGCCCGCCCAGCACGAGCAGCAACAGUAGUAGCAGCGGCCUCAGUACAGGCUCCAGCAGUGGUGGCAGUCUCUUCAGUCGUAUGGGUUACAGAAAUACACCAACGGCACUGUCACCGUUAAGUAGUCGGCAGACUUUGUAUGGCGCCGGCAGUGUGCCGGCAACAACAACACCUGGUGGCAAAGUCGUGCCAGCUGUCGCGAUUAUUGCACCCGCCGAGCAAUCACAAACCGGUGCAGAAAUGCAUCCGCUAAGUAUGGUUGGUGAGGUGAAUGUGCGUUUUAACGGUACCACACAGCUCAAAUCGAUACGACCCGUACAUCAUAUGCGUCCGAUGGCCACUGUGGCAGCGGGUGUCGCGGCAGCGGCUGCAACGGCGCUGCAAGAGCAACCGUCAAAGACGGCCAGCGAGAUCAGCAGCAGCAAUGAGGCAAUAAAUACUGAUGCGGCUAAUGGUCGCAGCUAACGGUUUUGAUUCAUAGCGAAAAUUUUGCGUAGCUUCUAUUAAAGCAACAAUAUAACACAUGAAAGAUACAAAAAAAUAGAGCAAAAUAGAAAAUAAAGUGAAAACUGCGAUAAUUUUCCAGUUUGAAAGCGGGCUGCAAAAUAAAGUGGUUAACGCAAUUGACAAAGUUUUAUAAAAAAUACCGCUUCUUAAAAAUUAUAUAAAUUCAUACCUUCUUGACAUAAAGGUUCUACUGAAAUAAAAAGUUAAAAGUCUGAGAACAUCUGAGUUCUAUUUACAAUUUGAUAUUAUACAAGAAAAUUAUGACCUCCAUAAGAUUUCUAAGCUGUGGAUGUUACAGCAAUUUUUCCAAUUACAAUAAAUAUAUAUGUAUGUAUUUCGCUUUCGAACUGAAACUGAUCGCAGUUGGAGCAACCAAAAAAAUCUUUAAGCUUUAUGCGCUUAAAAGAAAUCUAGCAAAAAUUCUACAGUUUCUGAAUGAAGAACUGCUUUCAAAUGCCGCUAACAGAAUUGAUAACUUUAAUAAGAGCACCUACGCCAACACGAUCGCUAUGCAAUAUCUCUAAAAUUAUAAGGUGAAUUAUGUAUUUAGAUAAAUAUAUGUACGUAUAUGAAUGUCAGCGUUGAAAUGUAACCGCUAAACACUUGAUGAUAAUUAUAGUGAUAAUUAUAUAUUAUUUCAGUUAAUAAUUAUUUUGCAAAAGUUGCCCUUGCAAUGUCAACUGUUAUUAUAAAUACAUACAUAUUACUAUUAACUUUAAGUGAAAUUUAGAAACCAUUAUAAAUCGUUUUUUAUUUUUCUCCUCUUAAUUAUUAUUAAAAUUGUUUUUGUUUGAUUUGUUAAUAUAUUCUAACAAAUUUAUGUAGAUUUUAGUCUGAAAGCUAUAAAUAUUUACGAACAUUUAUAUAUUGUUAUAUUUCGCAUGUUUUAACAUAUUUUUGAGACUAGUCACGAGUCAAUUGACCCUGUGUAAGCAUAACGGAAAUAAAUUACUGUUUUGAAUAAAAUUAAGAUAUAAGUUCCUUACAACUGUUGUAUGGUUUAUAUAUUCUUUUUCUUUUUU
Molecule: messenger RNA, 7142 nt
Organism: Bactrocera tryoni
Lineage: Eukaryota; Metazoa; Arthropoda; Insecta; Diptera; Tephritidae
Gene: plx
Product: TBC1 domain family member 4
Exons: 10
Coding region: 1267-6078 (1603 amino acids)
Source: RefSeq, a predicted model, not a curated record